AUGGAGCUGGGCACCAUUUUGAACGCGAGAUUGACCGCCCACGCAGGAACAGGCUCACCCUUCGGCAUGCAGCACGCCAUGCAGCACCAACCACAGCACUUCGCCGCUCAGCCGGCCUAUAUGAACGGCCACAUCAAGUCUGAGAACGGCUCCGAGCGCGGCGUCUCGCCACACCCGUCCGACUCGUCUCGCUAUUCCUCGCAGCAGCCCCAACAGCAACUCCCCUCGUACCCUCCCAUCCCCGCCCAGCACAUGAACGGCAUGCGCUAUCCGUCGCCCACGCCCAUGCAACAACAGGCACCCAUGCAGAUGCUCAACAAUAACAGCUACAUCCCCAAUCCACAAGAAAACCCGUAUGCUCAGCAGCAGAUGCCGGAUCAGCAGACACAACAUGCUGGCGGCCGCCCUGCCAACGAGAACGGCCCGCCAAAGGCAUUCGCGUGCUCCACAUGUGGCAAGGGUUUCGCGCGACGCAGUGACCUCGCACGUCACGAGCGCAUCCACAGCGGCAUCCGUCCCCAUGUGUGCGAAUACCCCAACUGCGGCAAGCAGUUUAUCCAGCGCUCCGCUCUGACUGUCCAUCAACGUGUCCACACCGGCGAGAAGCCCCACAUGUGUGAGCGUUGCGGCAAGCCCUUCAGCGACUCCAGCUCGCUUGCGCGCCAUCGUCGCAUUCACUCUGGCAAGCGCCCUUACAAGUGCCCCUACGCGGACUGCCAGAAGACGUUUACGCGUCGCACAACCCUAACGCGCCACCAAAACCACCACACAGGCACUGUCGAGGAAGCUGCUGCAGCCACUGCCGCAGCUCUCGCUUCCCGGGCAUCUGCCCCGAGCCGAUCCGCUCGCUCUGAUGCUGAGGAGUAUUCUGAGACCGCGUCUCCGUUAAACACGCCGUCGCCCAAUGAUCGUCUCACGUCCAUGUCACCUGCCGGCGGCAUGCCUGCGGGUGUUGUUCCCGGUAUGCACCGCCAGCAGCCCGAGUACGCGUACAUGGGUAGCAUGAAUGUGCCGCCUCAUCUUAGGAAUGAGAUGCCCCAGCCCAGCCCGCGUGCGUCUCCCGCUCUAACGUCGCAGUCGUACACGUCGACUGCGAGCGGCUCGCGUCCAGCCAUCACAUCGCACCCUAGCGGUUAUGGCCCACCUCCGAUUCUGGAGCCGCCGGCAUCCGCCAACCACAACCAGUCGGGGAGCAACAGCGCAAGUGGAAGCCCCCACAUGACUGCGGUGGGCUGGCAAUCGCCUUCUCACCAGGCUCUGCCCUCUCCGGGAGCUGGUGAGAACAGCUAUGUCUACCCAGAGCCGCAGUACGCCAACCCGCCCCACAAUAUGUACUACCAAAACAACACCAUCCGCCGCCCCAACAGCACUGAGCCGGACCACUACAGCACCAAUCAGGGCCAGCAAAUGUGGGCGCCCGCGGUGCAAUAA
Molecule: messenger RNA, 1431 nt
Organism: Paraphaeosphaeria sporulosa
Lineage: Eukaryota; Fungi; Ascomycota; Dothideomycetes; Pleosporales; Didymosphaeriaceae
Exons: 3
Coding region: 1-1431 (476 amino acids)
Biological process (GO): regulation of transcription by RNA polymerase II
Cellular component (GO): PcG protein complex; transcription regulator complex
Molecular function (GO): RNA polymerase II cis-regulatory region sequence-specific DNA binding; DNA-binding transcription factor activity, RNA polymerase II-specific
Source: RefSeq, a predicted model, not a curated record